Talaromyces rugulosus is the source of this 1098-nucleotide messenger RNA. RefSeq lists its product as uncharacterized. The transcript is spliced from 2 exons. Lineage: Eukaryota; Fungi; Ascomycota; Eurotiomycetes; Eurotiales; Trichocomaceae. Gene Ontology annotation, cellular component: cytoplasm. Gene Ontology annotation, biological process: tryptophanyl-tRNA aminoacylation. Gene Ontology annotation, molecular function: ATP binding; tryptophan-tRNA ligase activity. The record is from RefSeq and is a predicted model, not a curated record. Bases 1 to 1098 code for a protein of 365 amino acids.
AUGGGUUCACUCUCAACCAACGAGUUUAGUUUGAACGCCGAUAGCAGGAAGUUCCUGGACGAGUCCGGGGCUUCGGGCAUUGAUGCAAACCUCAUACAGCGCCUUGAGCGUCUGACAGGCGCGAAAGCCCACCACUUCGUUCGGCGACAGAUUGUUUUCGCACAGCGCCAGCUGAGUGAAAUUCUGGACAGCUAUGAGCGUGGAGAGCAGUUCAUCAUCUUUACUGGUCGGGGGCCUAGCAGCACGAGCAUGCACGUUGGCCAUGCCCUCCCUUUUGAGCUGGCAAAAUGGCUCCAGGAUGUCUUCCAGGCGCCUACAAUCAUCAUGUUGACAGACGACUCCAAGUACCUCUUCAACGCUAAGUACACAUUGGACGAUCUCCGGCGGUUUACUGUCGACAACGCCAAGGACAUCCUCGCGUUUGGGUUUGAUCCCAAACUGACGUACAUGUUUUCCUCUCUCGAGAACAGCAAUGGCCCACUUUACUGCCGGAGUCUCGAAUUUGCCAAGCAAAUCACACCGGCCGAGGUCCACGAGCACACAGGUUUUCAGUAUGACAGCAUGAACAUUGGCAUGUUCAACUUCUUUGCGAAGCAGAGCGCCGGCUUUAUGCCCGGUAGCUUCCAAGACGUGCUCCCCGGCUUGAAAGCCAAGGGCCUGCCUAGCUUGACCGUCAUUGGCCCAGACGUUGAUCCCUUCUUCUGGAUCAGCCGCAAAUACGCGUCGCAGAUUGGCGAGCGCACGCCGUCGUUCAUCUACACCUCGCUUGUGCCGAGUCUUGAUGGCGCGGACAAGGGCAAAAUGUCCGCGUCAGUGACUUCAUCGUCCAUUUUCUUGAGUGACACGAUUCCUGUCAUGGAGGAGAAGCUGAAGAGGCAGCUUACGAGAACAGAGACUAUGCUUGACUAUUUGCGCAUUUACCAGACGGAAGAGGAAGACUUUGCAACACUGCGGGGGUUGGAAAGCGAGAAACUCGCCCAUAGGGUCGCGGAGGUGAUGCGGAAGUAUUUGCAGACUUUCCAGGCAAAACGGGAGGACAUUACAGAUGAGGUAUUGGCAGCAUUCAUGAAGCCGCGAGCCAUCUCAGCCCCGCCGUGA